Carcharodon carcharias (great white shark) is the source of this 800-nucleotide messenger RNA. It is a transcript of the gene tbca, whose product is annotated as tubulin cofactor a. NCBI's taxonomy places the organism in Eukaryota, Metazoa, Chordata, Chondrichthyes, Lamniformes, Lamnidae. The record is from RefSeq and is a predicted model, not a curated record. Gene Ontology annotation, cellular component: microtubule cytoskeleton; cytosol. The coding region runs from base 190 to 564 and encodes 124 amino acids. The transcript is spliced from 5 exons. Gene Ontology annotation, biological process: tubulin complex assembly; post-chaperonin tubulin folding pathway. Gene Ontology annotation, molecular function: beta-tubulin binding.
CUCUCCCGGUGGCGACAGUUGAAUGUGAGGCGCGCGAUUUCCGGUUACAUUUUGCACCGUUUCCUCUAGGAACACAAGCAUGGCGGAUCCCAGAACUCGACAGAUAAAAAUCAAAACCGGGGUGGUGAAGCGAAAAUGCUGAAGAUACACAACUGUUCAGGCAGUACCUGAAAGAAGAAGAAACAGUUUAUGACAUUUGAAUUGUGUAACCCAGGAUUUUCCAACAUACAGCUAGAGUCUGGUCUGCCAAGGGUUUAUAUCUGGCUUGCAGACCAGAGUUCAAAAUACAGACUGGCAAAGGAAAAGCUUAUGUAUGAAAAAGAGGCCAAACAACAAGAAGAAAAAGUUGAAAAAAUGAAAGUUGAUGGGAAUGAUCAAUAUAUGGUUAAAAAGCAGAUGGAGGUUCUGCAAGAAUCACGGAUGAUGAUCCCAGAUUGUCAGCGUCGAUUGGCAACUGCCCACAGUGACCUUGCACAACUAUUGGAAAGCGAGAAAGAAUUGGAAGACACUGAGGAAUACAAGGAAGCCCAGGCCACAAUAGGAUCAAUCAAACUAGAAGCCUAGAACCUAUUUCUUAAUUAUAAUGUUUUGUUAUAAAUACUUGCACUGUGUCCAUUCCAUUUCCCUCCCAGUUUCAGUUUUAGGCAUUAUGACCCUGCUAUUAUUAUGCUUGGGAUCUAUCUAUGAACCCUGUGUAAUCUGAGUUCUCUUACAUUGCACAGCAGAUUGUGUACCCAAAUGAAUUUUGUGCCACAUCAUGGUGAAAUAAUGAAACAUUAAAUAAAUGUACCUGCUGACAA